UUGAAUAACAAAGCCGGCGAGUUUACCGAUCUUGUCUGUGAGUACAAACCAGAUGUGGUUGCUCUAACAGAAACAUGGUUUUAUCCGAUGGAGUCAGCCUCGCGAACACUCUGUAUGCCUGUUGGCUACAAACUUCUAGACUAUCCACGAACUAGUCGAACAGGGGGAGGGACUAGAGUACUGUUCAGGGACAACCUUACUGUGAAAAAAGGAGCUACCGCUGAACUGCGAUCAUUUGAGUACUCUACGUGGAAUAUUAAGUCUGAAACCGACCGGAUCCACCUUAUUAUCAUCUACAGAAUACCAUACUCUGACGCACAUCCCGUCACCACAAGUGUCUUCUUCGAAGAGUUCUCAGCAUUUCUCGAAUCUGCAGUUUUUUGCUCUAUUAAUUACUGGGGACUUUAACAUACACAUGGACGUGGAAGCUGACACUGCGUGAAUUACUCGAGAGUACUGGUCUAAACUAACAUGUUACCGCUCCCACUCACAUCAGCGGGCACACCCUUGAUCUUACUCUUACAAGAUUGUCUGACCAGCUUGAUAUUUCCACCCCAAGGACCGAUUAUCUAUUUUCUGACCACAUGCCAGUCUAUUCCAAACUCCAAGUGUGCAAACCUGCCCUUAAAAGAUCGCAUAUAACUUUCAGGAAAAUUAGGUCAAUCAAUAAGAAGCUCCUACGCGACGAGAUUUCUAAUACCGAUCUCUGUGAAAACCUACUUUCAUACAACCUCGAUAGUCUGGUUAAUGCCUAUAACAACACACUCAAAUCAGUCCUUGACCACCAUGCACCAGCCAUCACUAAGACCGUAGUUAAAAGACCAACUGUUCCCUGGUUCAAUGAUGGAGUAAAGUCUGCAAAAAAGGAAAAGAGGCGCGCGGAGAGGAAACGGCGCAGAACAAGGCUACAUAGUGAUCUGUUAGAUUUUAAGGCGAAGAAAAAUCUAGCUACCUGUGUUAUUAAAAGAGCACGAUCUAACUUUAUACAGGCAAACUGCAGCGACUCACGCAAACUCUUCAGGUCUGCAAAAACACUGUUUAACUAGGGGGCGGACCUGAAUUUUACGAGUUACCAAGACGACACAAAAUUAGCUAACGAUAUCGGCAAGUUUUUCCUACAGAAAAUUGAGCGCAUUCGAACCGAGCUCGAGACAGCUGCUACUACAGACUCUAACCCAUCGUUUGAGCCACCACAUUCAAACUCGGCUAACCUCCUUCACAAUCGUGAGUCAGGAGGACGUUAA
Messenger RNA from Pocillopora meandrina, 1244 nucleotides. The record is from the annotation of a GenBank genome assembly. NCBI's taxonomy places the organism in Eukaryota, Metazoa, Cnidaria, Anthozoa, Scleractinia, Pocilloporidae.